AACAGCACAGAACUUGACCGACAAAGACUCACUUGAAUACUUAAAGGAAACGUGUCCCUUUCUGGUGGACCAAGAAGCAAAAUAUGCUACUCUGUGCUGCGAUGGGCCCAUGCUCGUUUCGAUGCAAGAGAAGCUGAGCGUGGCUGAGGGCCUGCUGAAGCGCUGUCCUACGUGCUUGAACAACUUCCGCAAGCACCUGUGUGGAAUGACGUGCGAUCCACAUCAGAGCCGCUUUAUGGAACCAGCGUCUACGAAAAUAAAUGAAGAAACUCAACAAGAGUACAUCGACAAACUGAUUGUAUACCUCUCAAAAGAUUACAUGGAAGGAACGUUUAACUCUUGCCGUCAAGUUUUGAUGCCUUCGAGUGGUGUUCCCGCACUUGAAGCCAUGUGUGGUAGUUUCGGUGCCGCUGGAUGUACUUACGAUAGAUGGUUCGCAUACAUGGGAGAUGAAGACACUCCGUUAGUACCUUUCCCGAUCGUUUAUAACGAGACUGCACCAGAUGGAAUGGAACUAUAUAAUCCAGACGUACUUCCGUGCAAUCAGUCGUAUGAGAACAACUACGCCUGCAGCUGCGCCGACUGUGAGGAGAGCUGUCCCGCAGACAUAACUGUUAUAGACACAGGAGAGACGAAUGAGGAAUUCAAAAUUGGAGAAGCCGACGGCGUCCUCGUUAUAAUGGCAAUAAUAUAUGGAAUUUUCGCAAUUGGUUUUCUCAUCUCUGUGAUAUUUGUUCCUCAAAGUGACACAGGUGGUUUACCUCCAUCACUCAUCUACAAGCUUUUCUUCGGAGGCAUCCCAUUAUUCCAGACGACGUUAAGCAAACUGUUUAGAAAACUGGGCUUAGUAUUUGCCUCAUAUCCAGGAGCAACAAUAUGCUUAACAUCCUGGGCAGUUGUUGGCAUGAGCUAUGGCGCAUUGUCGUUGAUCGUCACGACUGACCGCAUAGAGCUAUGGGCUUCUCCGACAAGUCAAUCGAGGAUCGAAAAAGAUUACUUUGACACUCAUUUCGGGCCCUUCUACAGAACUGAACAAGUGUUCAUCAAGGCUCACGGUCUGGACAAUAUUAUGUACGAAAGCGGUAUGCAACCUGUGGAAUUCGGGCCAGUUUUCAAUAAAACUUUUCUGUUAACUGUCCUCGAUUUGCAACAACAGAUAAUUCAGAUCGGAGCUGGAGAAAGCUACGAGCUGAAGAAUAUCUGUAAUGCACCACUGGCGACGGGUGAAGUGAAAACAGAAGACUGCCUUGUGCAAAGUAUUUGGGGCUAUCUGAAAAACAAUGCAAGUUUGUUAGAAGAUGAUUCCUACUUGAGCAUAUUGUUAACGUGCAUGCAGAACAACGUUGAUUUUAGCUGUUUGGGCCCUUACGGCGGGCCCAUUUUCGCUGGUUUGGCGCUUGGCGGUUUUCCGGAAGAUGCAAACGUUAAUUACUCAAAGUAUGCGUUGUCAACAGGUCUCUCACUGACAUUUUUGGUCAACAAUCACUUGGAUAAGACAGAUCUACAACCGGCUCUUGAAUGGGAAUCUAGGUUCAUCCAGUUUUUGAAAGAAUGGUCGGAGACAAAGAUGCCCUCCUUCAUGUCAAUUGCUUUUUCGGCUGAACGGUCAAUAGAAGAUGAGCUCGCGCGUGAAUCUGAAGCAGAAAUAGCAACUGUUGUUAUCAGCUAUGCUGUGAUGUUUUUGUAUAUCACACUUGCCAUUGGACGGUAUAGAUCUUUCAAAACAAUACUGAUUGAUGGAAAAUUUACUCUGGGAGUAAGCGGAAUAGUCGUAGUACUUAUGUCAGUAUUAUCAUCUCUUGGGAUAUUUGGAUAUGCCGGAGUUGCAACAACAUUAUUAACAAUUGAGGUCAUUCCUUUCCUUGUACUGGCCAUUGGAGUUGACAACAUAUUCAUCCUAGUACAGACACAUCAGCGUAAUCCGAGACAAAAAACUGAAAGCCAUGAGGAACAUGUUGCACGGACACUGGGUACAGUUGGACCCAGUAUGCUACUCACAAGUUUAUCAGAGACAUGCUGCUUUCUUAUAGGUGCUCUGUCAAACAUGCCUGCUGUCAAUACGUUUGCUCUUUAUGCAUCUGUAGCUACAAUACUAAAUUUCAUUUUCCAAAUAACAUGCUUUGUAAGCAUUAUGACUUUGGACGAUAAACGACAGUCAGAUAACAGAUAUGAUGUUUGCUGCUGUGUUAAGUCAGAAAAGGCAGUUGAUGAUACACCUUCUGAAGACUUUCUGUACCUGUUAUUCAAGUCAUAUUACAGUAAAUUUCUCCUCAAUCGCUUUAUAAAAAUAGUGGUUGUUCUCCUAUUUUCAUUCUGGCUGUGUUCAAGUUUAGUGCUAAUACCACGCAUUGAGGCUGGAUUAGACCAAGAAAUUGCAGUGCCAACAGAUUCAUAUGUCCGAUCAUAUUUUGAGUACAUGAAAGAUGUUCUCUCCAUGGGUCCAAAUGUAUAUUUUGUAGUUAAAAGUGGUCUGAACUACAGUAAUGAAAAUGUUCAAAAUUUGUUCUGUGGUGGCCUGAACUGCUAUGCUGACUCCCUAACAACUCAAAUUACUCGUGCUUCAAAGUUACCAGACAGAUCAUACAUAACUACAAGUGCGUCAUCAUGGCUUGAUGAUUAUUUUGACUGGAUAAACUCUGGCAACUGCUGUCAAGAUGAUAAAGGCACAGAAUGUUCUGAAACACCAAGACCAACACCGAAGGAUUUUGAAACGUAUUUACCACAGUUUUUGCUAGCAAAUCCUUCACAAGAAUGUUCUAAGGGAGGACACGCAGCAUAUGCAGAGGGCUUGAAUUAUGUUUUGAAUAAAGAUGGUCUGGCAAUUGCCAUGGACAGUUACUUCAUGACUUAUCACACUGUUCUGAGAACUUCUGAGGAGUACACAAAUGCUCUGAGAUCAGCAAGAGAAAUAGCUAGUAGUAUUACUACAAUGCUACAGAGUUAUCUAAGACCCACUGUGAAUGUAACUACAGGAAAUGAUACAGAUUCGACUAAUUGGUUUGAAGUUGACAAUGACACGUAUAUAUCAAAUGUUUCAAAUGUUGAAGUGUUUCCAUACAGUGUCUUCUAUGUGUUUUAUGAGCAGUAUCUCACAAUUACAGGAGAUACAAUAAACUCUGUUGGCUACUCUUUAUCGGCAGUGUUCAUAGUGUCAUUUAUUCUCAUGGGCUUUAACAUAUUCUCAUCUGUCAUCAUACUCAUUAUGGUUACCAUGAUUGUGACUAACCUCGCUGCUUUCAUGGUAUGGUGGGAUGUACCACUAAAUGCAGUCUCCCUUGUAAAUCUUGUUGUUGGUGUUGGUAUAGCUGUGGAAUUCUGCAGUCACAUUAUACGGGCUUACACUGUUUCCACUCUUUCAGGGAGCAAUAAACGAGCAGCAGAUGCUCUUACUAAGAUUGGCAGCUCAGUACUGUCAGGAAUUACGCUGACAAAAAUUGUUGGUAUUUUUGUGCUGGCUUUUGCUAAGACUGAGAUCUUCCAAAUCUUCUAUUUCCGAAUGUAUCUUGGAAUCGUGCUGAUAGGAGCAACACAUGGGCUGAUUUUUCUUCCAGUGUUGCUUAGCUAUAUUGGACCAAACAAGAACACCAAUCCAACAUUCGAAGACAUUACAAGAUCUACAUAACCAGUUACCAGUGAAAUGGUAUCAUCAAUCGACAAAUACCACAUGUAACUGGUGCAAAGUGAACAAAUAAAGAGGCAGCUGUGGAUAUGAUAUCUGUAUGUGCAUAACCUGUGUCCAGACUCCUAAGAUGGAGAACAUUUAACAAAUGAACUGAUAAAAUCUGUGUAGCACUUUUGAAGGUUUUCAAGAUUUUUUGAAGGUUUCCGAGGUGUCACAUUUGUGUGUGUGUGUGUGUGUUUUUUGUUCCUCACGAUACUGUGCUGCAGCUACCUCAUUAACCUCAUUUAAGUGAUCUGACCAGCACCAUCAUGCAGUAUAUUCUGUGAUCUGUAAAAUUGAAAUGAAAAUGCAUCUGAUGUGCUGGCAUUAAUUAUUUUGUUAAUUUAUAUACUCAUUAAUAAUCAUGCUCACAAGAAUCAAAUGUUCCUUCAGAGCAACUUAUACAACCAAUAAUAUUUCCACUGUGGAAAUUGUUUUAUGUGAUUAUCACAGCUAGAGCUUUUAGUGUCAUUAUCACUGAUAUUAGAAACAACUACUGGAAGAAGCUCCACAUGCUAAUGCCACAAAAAAAUAGCAAAACUUGAAGUAUUAUUGUAAAAACGAACAGUUACAUGCAUGCUUCAGGACUAUAUGCUCCUGUAUUUCACUUGCAUCUCUUGGAGGUGUAAGAAGACUGAAUUGUUAUAGUAAUUAA
Schistocerca americana (American grasshopper) is the source of this 4316-nucleotide messenger RNA. RefSeq names its product NPC intracellular cholesterol transporter 1 homolog 1b-like. Gene Ontology annotation, cellular component: membrane. The record is from RefSeq and is a predicted model, not a curated record. Bases 110 to 3622 code for a protein of 1170 amino acids. The transcript is spliced from 23 exons. Lineage: Eukaryota; Metazoa; Arthropoda; Insecta; Orthoptera; Acrididae.